Messenger RNA from Triticum dicoccoides, 1983 nucleotides. RefSeq names its product protein FAR1-RELATED SEQUENCE 5-like. Gene Ontology annotation, biological process: regulation of DNA-templated transcription. The record is from RefSeq and is a predicted model, not a curated record. Gene Ontology annotation, molecular function: zinc ion binding; nucleic acid binding. NCBI's taxonomy places the organism in Eukaryota, Viridiplantae, Streptophyta, Magnoliopsida, Poales, Poaceae. The transcript has 3 exons. The coding region runs from base 798 to 1709 and encodes 303 amino acids.
AUUACUAAUGGCGUGCUAGUAAUGGCGCACCAGUGAUGCGCCAUUAGUAGGCAAAACUGGUGCGCCAUUAGUAGGCCUUUUCCUAGUAGUGGAUGAAGGAGAAGAUAGGUAAUAUAUAUAGGAAAGGGUCGGAAUUUAGAAUAGAAUUCGACCUGCUAGUCAAUGAGAUGAUGACCGUGGAUGAAUUCGAGAAGGAGUGGGAAGUGUUGAUGUACACUUACAACCUCGAGAGAAACUCUUUCAUGAGGCAGAUAUAUGAGGUGAGAGCUAAGUGGGCAAAACCAUAUCUGUGCGACAGCUUCUGUGCAAAAAUGAGCAGCACACAGCGAAGUGAGUGCAUGAACAGUGUGCUAAAAAGCUAUGUAGCAAGAUCGGCACCUAUCAAUUCUUUCGUCAUCCAGUUCAACAAAAUGUACUCAGACAGAUGUGCCGAAGAGGAUUUUGAAGAAGCGCACACCAACAAGGACAAGAUAGUUUUAAAAUUAAAUGUUCCACUAGAACGUCAUGCUUCGCGCGUAUACACUAGGGCCAUGUUUAAGAAAUUCUCCGAGGAGCUAUAUGAAUCUGGGCCAUACAUGGUGAAAGGUCUCCAACUCGAUGGGAAGAUGAAAGUUGAGCAUGUAAAUGCAGAAACAAGGAAGCGCUGGUGGAAAGUUACUUACGAGGUGGACGUGGACCGGGAGAGCGACACAUACACUUGCGAGUGUGGCAUGUUUCCGCACUCUGGAAUGUUAUGUAGACACGUCCUAAAGGUGAUGCUCCAUGUGGGAGUUUGAAACAUCCCAGAGAAAUACAUAAUGAAGAGGUGGACGAGGGAUGCGAGAGACAUGUUACCAGAGGAUCUCAGGUGCUACCAGAAGGACUCAAGUGUGCAAAUUUCAAAGACAUUUAGACAUAACAUUGCAUACAUGAAAGCUUUGGAGUUGGUAAAACUUGCAAACUCAGGAGUGCCAUCAUUCCAGCAUGCAAUCAUGAGGUUUAAUGAACUGAGAGAGGAGCUAAUGAAGAUGAAUAACGGUGAGGGAAAUGUUCCUGCAAAAGAGAAGAAGAACAGCUCGUCCGGGUUGGUGCAAGAGGGAGUGAAACCGGACGCAGGAAACAGUCCUGUUUUCAGCCAAGAAGAUGGUAAUCAAGACAACACACACGAAGAAAAAAUGCCUGACGCACACCGCGACGAGGUGAAUUACCAAGAUGAAGAUGACAUAAUGCUACCACCUGAGAGAAAAAGAUCGAAAGGCAGGCCGAAGACCAAAAGAAUGAGGUCAGCGGUAGAGAUGGCUUUAGACAAAAACAAAAGAAAGUGCAACAUAUGUGGCUCAGAAGGACACGCAACCAACUGCUGCCCAUGCCUGGAUGUUGGAGGAGCUGAUUCAAUGCAUGUAGAAGGUCAAGAUAAGGACGAAGCUGCAGAAGGUGGCUUUAUGGAAGAUGAAACGCCAUCAACACAACAUGGUGUAGAUGCUACUCAGGACACACAGUACGCACCAAUGUCAAGCAACCAGUCAAACACAGUAAAGUGUGACGGCAAACCAAAAUCUGCUCCAAGGAAAUGCAAAAACUGCGGCCAAGUUGGUCACUACGUGAGCACCUGUCCAACAUAUGAUGGUCCUAAGAAGCCACCCAAGGAGGUAAAAUGCACAAAGUGUAAGCUUGGAGGCCACUAUCACACAACUUGCGGGGUUGGAACAACCUACAAAAGGAAGAACUGACCUUAUCACGCGCAACAUCGGAAUGCUCAUCAGUACCUCGACCGGGAUAAUCACAAUAAAUCAUGGACAAUUUAGUUUGCCGUCUGUCUUUUUCUCAAUUAUUUGUGAGCUUUCAUCAGACUUAUUUGAUGAAAAGUUGUUGUGACCUUAUUUCUCUGUUUUACUCUAUAAGUCGUCGGGACCUAGCUUAAUUAAUUCAUCUCAGCACAAUUUCCUAUUUGUUCCAUCCUACGCGGCAAUGUCUUUUAGUGUGUUUUACCCAUGCAUAGUUGUU